AUGAAUGCUUUCAUUUUCAUUCUUCUCACUUUUGUGUUGAGCUUCCAUAUUCAUUUUGCUACAAGCAGUUCAAAAACAUAUAUUGUUCAUGUGAAGGGGCCACAGGAUAGGACACUCGCUGAAUUAGAUGAUUUGGAGAACUGGUAUCAUUCAUUUUUGCCACCUACGAUUAUGAGCUCUGAGGAACAACCACGAAUAAUUUAUUCAUAUCGGCACGUGAUGAGUGGUUUUUCUGCAAGACUGACGGAACAAGAGCUGAGAGAAGUGGAAAAGAAGGAUGGCUUUAUCUCUGCUCGCCCCGAAAUGAUGCUACAUCCCCAAACCACACAUACCCCACAAGUUUUGGGGUUGCAGCAGCAAACGGGACUGUGGAAGGAAUCGAACUUUGGAAAGGGAGUAAUUGUUGGGGUGCUGGAUACUGGAAUCGUGCCUGACCAUCCUUCAUUCAAUGAUGCAGGAAUGCCACCACCGCCACCCAGAUGGAGAGGAAGAUGUGAAUUCCAGGUAACAACUUGUAACAACAAAAUAAUUGGAGCAAGGUAUUUCGGCCGAGAAGUGAAUGCAAGGAAAGGAGCAGAUGCAAUAAUUGAUGAAGAGGGACAUGGGACUCACACAGCAAGCACAGCAGCUGGUGCUUUUGUUGAUAAUGCAGAAGUACUAGGAAAUGCCAAAGGCACAGCAGCAGGGAUUGCCCCUCAUGCUCACCUGGCAAUAUACAAAGUAUGUUUGGAAAAAGACUGCCCGGAAGGCAGUGUAUUGGCCGCAUUGGAUGCAGCUGUGGAGGAUGGCGUGGAUGUAAUAUCAAUAUCCCUUGGCCUAAACGUGUCUCCUCCCUUUUUUUAUGAUAGCAUCGCAAUAGGCACGUUUGCAGCAAUGCAGAAGGGAAUCUUUGUAAGUUGUUCAGCGGGGAACUCUGGCCCUUUCUCUGGCACCUUGGUGAAUGGAGCCCCUUGGAUCCUCUCAGUUGGAGCAAGCAAUGUUGACAGAAGCAUUGUAGCAACAGCAAAGCUAGGAAACGGGCUAGAAUUUGACGGCGAAUCUGUUUUCCAGCCUUCCAAUUAUACUCCACUGCUACCCUUAGCCUAUGCUGGUAAUAAUGGCAAACCUGAAGCUGCACUUUGUGCUACGGGAUCCCUGAACUAUAUUGACUUCAGCGGCAAGGUUGUUUUGUGUGAGAGAGGAGGGGAUACAGGAAGAAUUGCCAAAGGGAAGGAAGUAAAGAGAGUUGGUGGUGCAGCCAUGAUUAUCAUGAAUGAUGAAAGCAAUGGCUUCAGUCUCUUUGCUGAUGUACAUGUUCUACCUGCAACACAUGUAAGCUAUGAUGCUGGACUUAAGAUUAUAGACUACAUAAAUUCAACUGAAACACCCACAGCUACCAUUUUAUUCAAGGGAACUGUAAUAGGAAACUCCCUAUCUCCGGCCGUUUCAUCCUUCUCCUCAAGAGGUCCCAACUUGCCCAGUCCUGGUAUUUUGAAACCGGACAUCAUAGGACCAGGCGUCAACAUCCUAGCUGCCUGGCCAUUCCCCCUUAACAACAAUACUGAUUCAAAAUCCACUUUCAGCAUCCUUUCCGGCACAUCAAUGUCAUGCCCACAUCUCAGUGGCGUAGCCGCUUUGCUCAAAAGCUCUCAUCCUGACUGGUCACCAGCUGCCAUAAAAUCUGCCAUAAUGACUUCUGCAGACAUAAUGAAUUCUGAACACAAACUCAUUGUUGACGAAACACUUCAACCUGCCGAUAUCUUUGCCACAGGUUCUGGCCACGUGAAUCCAUCAAGAGCAAAUGACCCCGGGCUAGUUUAUGAUAUCACGCCAGAUGAUUAUAUACCUUAUCUAUGUGGUUUAGGCUACAGAGAUACGGAGGUUGGUAUCAUUGCACAUAAAACAAUUAUGUGCUCUGGGAUUUCAAGCAUUCCCGAAGGAGAGCUGAACUAUCCCUCAUUUUCUGUGGUGCUUGGUUCCCCACAAACAUUCACAAGGACUGUAACAAAUGUAGGUGAGGCGAACUCGUCUUAUGUUGUCCAGGUUACAGCGCCAGAAGGGGUCAAUGUGAAGGUCCAGCCAGAUAAACUGAACUUUUCAGAAGCAAACCAGAAAGAGGCAUAUUCAGUGUCAUUCAGUCGUAUAGAAUCAGGCAAUGAAACUGCGGAAUAUGCUCAAGGAUUUUUACAAUGGGUCUCUGCCAAACACACUGUAAGGAGUCCGAUCUUAGUCAUCUUUGUGUAA
Vigna umbellata (rice bean) is the source of this 2223-nucleotide messenger RNA. The record is from RefSeq and is a predicted model, not a curated record. Lineage: Eukaryota; Viridiplantae; Streptophyta; Magnoliopsida; Fabales; Fabaceae.